UUGAAAAAUCGCCCCCGCAUGUGGGCUGAGCAUCGAUGAAGCGACCGGCUGACGAGCCUCACGCGCAGGCAGCAGUGGAUGCCCUACUUUGGAAGGCAAGCCCCAGAGCACCAGGAGGAAACUCGCCCCGGGCAACCACGCCUGCAUUCAAGGCUCUACCCCUUCCAGGUCAUCCAUUGUUUCCCAAAGUGCCACCUCGCCUUGGGGGGCUUCUCCUGCCCGACGUGUCUGGCUUGGGCAAUGGAGUCCAUGGAGACAAAACAGCGCAACCCCCAUGGAAGGUAGCGCGAGUAGACACUGAACAGGCCAAGGCUGCGCCUGUCGUGGAAGUGAGGACAAAGGCGAUGGCGAUGCCAGAGGUUCCUAAAGGACCUGCAACGGUGGCGCCCCGACCGCAGGCGCCUCCAUGGCGAGCCGUGCCUGCCGUGCCUGCCGUGCCUGCCGUGCCUGCCGUGCCUGCCGUGCCUGCCGUGCCACCCCCCGUGCCACCUGCUGUGCCACCUGCUGUGCCGCCACCCGCGGGAGCCGCGCCGGAGCGACCAAGAGGUCCUAGUGGAAACAGCACUGCCACUGGCAGCACUGGCAGCGGUGCGAGCUUCUCCAAAGCUGCUGCUGCUGCUUCUUCCGGGCUUGUACCGAAUCCCAACGACCUGUUGCGCCGUGGUGAAGAGCUGCUACGGCAAACAGCACAGCUUCAUCAACAGAAUGAGAUUGCGCACAAAAAGCAGGAGGAAGAACGAAGAAAGCAGGAGGAGAUCGAAAAACGUCGAGCAGAGGUUGAAGAGAAAAGGCGAUUGGAAGAAGAGCGGAAACGCCUUGUCGAAGAAGAGCAGCAAAAUGUCAGGCGCCAAGCAGAUGAGGCAGCCCAAGUCUUGCAGGACGAGCUGCGGAAGCUCAUCGAGGUGGCUGAGUUGGAAGUGCAGAUGGCUGAGGCAGAGUCUGCAAAGAUCGAUGAACCGGCGUCCUGCGAGGAGAUAGUUCGUGUCAGUGAAGACUUCGAGACUGCAGCAUUAGCGGCGCAGCAUGCGGUCAAGGCAUGCUUUGAGUUCAUGGACGGGAGACAUCUCAAACUGAAAGGAAACACCGAGGCGACGAUGUCGAACUGCGCGUCACUUCUCAAGAGGAGUCAUGCUGCAAGAGCCAGUGUCGACAUGGUUGUGCUAAAGGUUCGGCAAAAGGCAAAGCCUGCCAAGGAUGAACUCUUGGCCCGCUCCCUCCAGGCCGAAUUGGAGAGUUUGCUGGCCGUUGCCGAAGAAGAGGCUGCUACCGUCCGAAAGCUCCAGGAGGCAUUGGGAAAGGCACAACGUCAAGAUGGAAAUGAAGCUGACCAGGCCGUCAUCAGUGCAUGCGAUGACUUUGACAAACCGGGGCAAAAUGCCUUACAAGCUGCGCUUCGCUGUACCAGCUUGCUGGACCAGAAUGUGAAACAAAUUCACGGGCCAACUGAGGAGCUCAAAGCGCGGUCGACCAAACUUGCAGGUCAAGCACGACAGCUCCGCAGUGCUUUGGAUCAGAUCCUGGAGAAGGUGAGGCUGGCAAAGAUGGCUGCCAUCCAACGCAUUGAAAAAGAGGCAAGAAGAGUGGCAGUUGAGAAAGAGGCAAAGCGCCAGGAAGCCAUCUUUGAUCAAUACGACCAGGAUAAAGACGGGGUCCUUACCGCUGGAGAGAUCGUGGCUUACGUCAAGGGAGAACACCAAUUCGACUUGGCAGAGGAGAAGCUGCAGCAGAUCCUGCAGAAUGGUGGCGUCUCCAAGCAGCACUUCGCACGACUCAGGCUCACAAACGGCGCCUCCGCCACAGCAAAACAGCAGGGCCCUGAAGGCCCAGAGAAGUUGCGGCAGUUAGAGGAGUUCGUUCAAGGUACAGACUCCGAGCUUGCAGUGACAGAGGAGGCGAAACAAUUGGUCUUCGGACAGGUCCGUGAAAUUGUCGAGUCACUUCAAGCGCAGCUUCAAGAAAGCGAACCGCUUGCCAAAGUGAAGCAGCUUCGUGAAGAAGCUGCGCCUGUGAUGGCACGUUUUAUGGAGGCGGAGGUGUUGCGCACACAGAUUCAGGUCUGCAGUGAAGACUUGGUGCGGUUGAAGCAGGAAGUGGCUGAUUGCAAAGAGGAGCUGAAAGAAGGCCGAAUGCGCUGGAGCGAUAGCGCAGCUGGAAGCCUCACACACCGAAGAGGUGCAGCUUCAGGGCUUUUCGGUGCAGCGGUGCGAGAGUUGCCACAUGGCACACGGCAACAUGGGGACAUGGGGACAUGGGGACACCUGCAUGGGGAUGCACAGCGCGCUGCUUUUGUGACCCUGGCAACACACGACUACAGCCAGGGUGCUCUUGUGCUGACGGCUGGUCUACGGUCUGGACUGCCAGACUGGAUCGAUGUUAUUGUCUUCAGCGACACAGAGCUUUCUCUGGUUCCAGGCGUGGAGUUGCGAGCGUUGUCAAGCCUGCCAGAUGUACCAGUACCUGCUUUUGUCGGUGAGCCACUCAUGCCAAACUUCAACUUCUGCUGGAAGAAGCUUGGCCUAUGGUCAUUGGAGGAGUACGAUGUGAUCGUCUACAUGGAUGCUGACAUCUUGAUCCUGGGAAACAUCCUGUCCAUCUUGGAAAAGACUCCUCCAGCUGGGAUGCUUGCUGCUGUCCCAGCUUGCGAAUGUUGGAGAAGUGAAACGUGCAACUACACAGCUCCAGAUUCGUAUGAUGUUGGCUUCUACUUCAACGCUGGUGUGUUGGUCUUUCGGCCAAGCACAUCUGAUUUCUCCAAUAUGAUGGGGUGGCUGCAACACGAUGCCCAGACUCCAAGUCCAGCUCUUCAGAGCUCUGAGCAACCUGGUAGUGAUUCCAUGCCUUUCGCAGAACAGGACUUUUUGAACAUUUUCUUUGAAAAGAAGCUUUGUAGACUUCCACCAGUCUUCAACGCCCUCCAGCAUGCAUUGCGGAAUCCGAAACACGCCACACAGCUCAAUCUGAGCGAUUGCAUCGCUUUGCACUAUGUCAUGGGCAAGCCCUGGGCCCCGACAAAGCAUGACGAAGACUUCGUUGACCUACAGAACCUCUGGCGAAAGUCAUAUCAGGAGUUUUCCACACGCGCAUUCCUAAGACCACUUUGGGAGCUCCACAGAGUACAUCCAAAGCUUUCGCUGUUUUUGGUGCGGGAUUACAUCCCUCCAGCAACAGAGGGAGCACUUCUGUCUGUCAUCUACGGGGAGUCGCUGCAGGAUCGUUGGGUGCAGCUCACCAGUCGCAGGCUGCUCUGCCUUGGAGGUGUGCCUCAUCCUGAUGGUGCCAUUUGCGAAGCCCUACCUCCAGCAAUCGAUGAGAUUGGGCAUGCGCUGGCUCAAGCUGGUGGAAUAUCAGGUUUGCCAAAUCAGUGCCUCAUCAACAGCUACCUUCCUGGACAGGGCAUUGAUGCCCACAGUGAUGGGCCCAGAUUCAAGGCAGAAGUGGCCAUUCUCACUUUAGAAGGGCCUGCGCUGAUGUAUUUCGGGCUUGUUGAAAAGAAGGCUUAUCCUUUGCAUCCGCAGCGCUUAGAGGUGCUGCUUGAACCUCGGUCGCUUCUUGUCAUGAGUGGUGAAGCCUAUGAACUUUACGUUCAUCGAAUUGAUCAUGCGAAGGUGGACAUCACCAGGGCUGGUGAAGAAAUUCCCCGCGCACCACGGCGCACUUCUCUGACAUUGCGGCGCUUGAAGCACAUUCUGCUGGAACCCAAGGAAGUGAUGGAUGCAGCCACGAAGAGUGCCAAAGAUGCACAGUGGCAAUGGUGGAACUCGCAAAUCAGUGAGAUAGACUGAGUGAUGGCAUGGAGAU
Messenger RNA from Cladocopium goreaui, 3798 nucleotides. The record is from the annotation of a GenBank genome assembly. Lineage: Eukaryota; Dinophyceae; Suessiales; Symbiodiniaceae.